Molecule: messenger RNA, 516 nt
Organism: Ostertagia ostertagi
Lineage: Eukaryota; Metazoa; Nematoda; Chromadorea; Rhabditida; Trichostrongylidae
Source: the annotation of a GenBank genome assembly
UCUUUGGAUUCUCCAACCGAGUUAUUCGUACACGCUCGGCACAACCAUAAUUUUCACGGUGAUAUUCAAAAGAAAACAUUCGCUAAUUACGAAGAGUUCGAGCAGAGUAGUGUGAAGGAAAGACUGGAGGUGCAAUACGCCACUGUUUGGAAUCGAAAGAACAGGCACGAGAGAACAGUGUUACCAGUUUUUUCAGAUUACAGAGCAACAACCAGUCAACGGCGUCUCUCAUUAAAGCGAAGACUCCGCAUGAGGGAGAAAGUAUAUCGUAGCUGCACCUCGUUUAUGAACGUAAAGACCGAUGUGACUGGUAUCACCAAUGUUGAAUUUUGUCUUGAACAUCUUGGACAUGGACAUAUGACGGAAUAUCGUGCAUAUGAAGAUGAGGAAAUAUCGUCCGAAUCACUGGGUACGACAGAUUCGCCAGGUAGAAUGGAGGAUUCUAUAGAAGAACCUGAUGAGGGAAUUGAACGAUUAUAUUGGACUGCAUCAGAAGACAUUCGCCACGUUAUUGGA